Messenger RNA from Arabidopsis lyrata subsp. lyrata, 1679 nucleotides. RefSeq names its product dehydration-responsive element-binding protein 2E. Gene Ontology annotation, molecular function: DNA-binding transcription factor activity; transcription cis-regulatory region binding. Gene Ontology annotation, cellular component: nucleus. Gene Ontology annotation, biological process: response to stress; positive regulation of DNA-templated transcription. The transcript is spliced from 2 exons. The record is from RefSeq and is a predicted model, not a curated record. The coding region runs from base 906 to 1631 and encodes 241 amino acids. NCBI's taxonomy places the organism in Eukaryota, Viridiplantae, Streptophyta, Magnoliopsida, Brassicales, Brassicaceae.
UUCGGUUUUAAAAUGAUUUGUUUCUUACCUAAAAUGAAUUGUAUUGGGUAACAUUCCACCGUAAAUUCUUAUCUUUUUAAGGGUUGUAGCUUACGGUAUAAGUCACCAAUUGGACAUCUUCCAUCAAACGAAAAUUAUUGAAUUAAAAACCAAUCAAAGUCUUAUUCGCAAAGAAAUCUAUAACAAAAUCCAAAGUUGUAUUGACCUUGAAAACCAGAAUCUCGGAGAACUCGGAUUUGUCAAUGCCAAGACAUAGAAAUUGUUUCUUUGCCAAGCCAAAAACUAUAUAGUUUGUUAGUUUGGCGCGCGCUGGGAAGAGUCUCCAAUGAGAGUACCAAAAUUCUCGAGCUAAACGCUUCAAAAAAAGAUUUCUUCAAUAACAAUGGAAUAAUAAUAUUUCAACUGUCACUUUUUUUAUAGAGCCGAUUUUUCCUAAGCUAGUCUACAAUUUUUUUUUCAUUUAUCUAUUUCCUAUCUAAAAACUGAAUGUGACGAGAUAUGGCGCAAUCAGGAGCAUUUUAAACCGCUGUUUUCAACUGUUUUGAAUAGUAUUGUUUGAAAGAAAAAGGAAACACGUUUGUCAGAUUGCUGGCUUGCACCGUAAGCCAAAAAGACUGAAAAAGUAACAUUACAAUUUAAGGUGGAUUGGUGCCCAAGAUUUAUAAUACUAUAUUUCACGAUAUUUACGAUAAUCUUCAAAGUCUUAGCCGCAAAGAUAUCUAUAAGACUAAAACAAACAAAAAAAUCCUAGCAUACCAGAAUCUGCCGAAACUGGGAAGUCACCACGUGUCCUGUAGCCGUACAUUUAAUUGUCGUAAGCACCACGCGUGUUCUCUUAGACGGUAUCUAGAGAAGUGUUCCCACCUUAAUUUCUGAAGUCUCUGUUUGUGUGUUGUGUGUGUACAAUGGAAAAGGAAGAUAACGGAUCGAAACAGAGCUCCUCUGCUUCUGUUGUAUCCUCGAGAAGAAGAAGAAGAAGAGUGGUUGAGCCAGUGGAAGCGACGUUACAGAGAUGGGAGGAGGAAGGGUUGGAUAAAGCUCGUAGGGUUCAAGCUAAAGGUUCGAAGAAAGGUUGUAUGAGAGGAAAAGGCGGACCAGAGAAUCCGGUUUGUCGGUUUAGAGGUGUUCGCCAAAGGGUUUGGGGGAAAUGGGUUGCUGAGAUACGUGAACCAGUGAGCCACCGUGGUGCAAACUCGAGUCGUAGUAAACGCCUUUGGCUUGGAACGUUCGCUACUGCAGCCGAAGCCGCCUUGGCUUACGACAGAGCUGCUAGUGUCAUGUACGGACCCUAUGCCCGGUUAAAUUUCCCGGAAGAUUUGGGCGGAGAAAUGAAGAAGGACGAGGAGGCGGAAACUUCCGGAGGAUAUUGGUUGGAAACUGAAAAAUCUGGUCAUGGCGUGAUUGAAACUAAAGAUCGAAAGGACUAUGUAGUCUACAACGAAGACGCUAUUGAGCUUGGCCAUGACAAGACUGAGAAUCCUAUUAAUGAGAACCCAUCAGUGAAAUCAGAGGAAAAUUACAGCUUUGAACGAUUCAAAUUGGAAAAUGGAUUGUUGUACAAUGAACCUCAAGGCUCCAGUUAUCACCAGGGAGGUGGAUUCGAUUCAUAUUUAGAGUUUUUCAGAUUCUAGCUUAGUGUUUAUGCUGCAUCAAUAUACUAUAAGACUCUGUUUUUUACA